This is a messenger RNA of Carassius auratus (goldfish), 1491 nucleotides long. Its product is annotated as placenta-specific gene 8 protein-like. Lineage: Eukaryota; Metazoa; Chordata; Actinopteri; Cypriniformes; Cyprinidae. Bases 1043 to 1414 code for a protein of 123 amino acids. The transcript is spliced from 4 exons. The record is from RefSeq and is a predicted model, not a curated record.
CAGUAUGUGAUUAAGUCUUUCUGCUCAUAUCUUAAAGUGAUGUAUGCCAAACAGUAGAAGGGCAGAGAUGCUAAAGUCAUCUAGAUUGCUCAAAUUCAUAUUUUUCUUUACGUUUAAAUGUUGUAUUGUCCUUCUGACUCUGAGGGUGGAGUCCAGUCACUUAGACUUCAACAGAGAGAGGAAAGAAAUGACCCACACACUCAUGACAAAGCUCUUUCCUAUACAGACUCAUUCAUUCAUUUCUGGAAUGAGUUUGCUGAUUUUAUAGAGGAUUAGAGAAAAUUUGUUCACAUAUGGAUUUCUGAAACUAUAGAGCAUAUCUUAUGUUUUAUAAGUCACAUGUGUGUUUGUGUAUAUAAAUAGAUCACAUAUAAGGUCCGUUUUAAUUUAUUAUUUAUCUAAUUUUAAUUGUUUACAUUAUUGUCUUUAAUGUCAUAACUGCUGUCGGGUAUACAUAGGCACCCAAUAACAGUGUGUCCUCGAUGGUUAUGGUAUGUACUCUGAAUCUUUAAAGUCAUUUAAACUAAAGGUGGUUACUAUAUUCAAAACAACAGUGUUUAACUUAGCUAGUAAUAAAACAAUUUUGAGUUUCAAACUACUGAGCAAACACAAUCCAUGUUAGAUGCCACAUACAGCAUAAGCCCACUGUCCUUUUUUUUAUUCCUUUUUUUUUUUUUUUUUUAGAAAUGUUAGUAUCCAUGUUUCAUUGCCUUAUCUGCCCAGUCUUAUUAGGAAUUUGUGUCUAUAAUAAAAAAAUAUAUUUUGUUUUUUGUCAAAUAGUUUGGCAGAAAUGAGAGGUUUGGCAGCAAAUAACAUCAAGGUGUGAAAGCAAAUAACAAACCAGCUGCAAAUCCUUGGAUAAAGUCAUUUGUGGCAAUAAUCAUUAGCUAUAGAUUGUGUAACUGGACUUUGGAACUAUAUGAAGAGCAAUAAAUAUUUUGACAAUAAAACAAGUUCGUAAUCACAUUUUCCUAUUUAUUUCCAAGGAUGUGUCUAAACAUGUGACGUUUCGAACCCUAUAUAAUCUUGGCACAUUGUGCAUAUGUUUCAGUGCACAGUGGAAUAUCCUGACUCAACUGAGAAAGAUCAGAUCAUGGAGGUCACAUCUCAACCUGCUGCGUUUGAACCCCGAGACUUUCACUCGGGCUUGAUGAGCUGCUGUGACGACAUGGGUGUAUGCUGUUGUGGCUUCUUCUGUCUCGCUUGUUUGGGCUGCUCCAUUGCUAGUGACAUGAAUGAGUGCUGCUGCUGCGGUUUAGGCAUGCCGAUCCGAAGCGUUUACAGAACUAAAUACAACAUACCAGGAUCUAUGUGUAAUGACUGGAUGGUUGCAUACUGCUGCUUGGGUUGUGCAGCCUGCCAGAUGAAGAGAGACAUCAACAUAAGGAAGAGUAAUGGGACACUGAAACCAUGAGAAGUGAUAUAUCUACACUAGAGCAAGUCCUUGCGUAUUGCUCUCAGAAAUGAAAUAUUAAAGAAAGUUGCGGUUAA